Messenger RNA from Hevea brasiliensis (rubber tree), 931 nucleotides. Its product is annotated as putative germin-like protein 2-1. Gene Ontology annotation, cellular component: cell wall. The record is from RefSeq and is a predicted model, not a curated record. NCBI's taxonomy places the organism in Eukaryota, Viridiplantae, Streptophyta, Magnoliopsida, Malpighiales, Euphorbiaceae. Gene Ontology annotation, molecular function: manganese ion binding. The transcript has 2 exons. Bases 114 to 764 code for a protein of 216 amino acids.
UAACCUUUACAUCCUAUAUAUAUAGAAGCCAACAUCCGAAUGUUUUCUCCCCACAGCUCAAACUUCAAUCAAGUUCUCAAAUUUUAGUCUUGAGAUGCAUAAAAGAUUUUGAAAUGGCUUGUAAUUUCUUUCUUUUCUUAGGGCUAUUUCUAGCUCUUUCCUCCUUUGCUCUGGCUUCUGAUCCAAUGGCACUUCAAGAUUUCUGUGUGGCUGAUGCAAAUGCUACAGUUCUAGUGAAUGGUGUUGCUUGCAAGGAUCCCAAGAUGGUUGAAGCCAAUGAUUUCUUUUUCAGUGGACUUCACUUGCCAGGAGAUACCUCAAAUGCAGUAGGGUCUAAGGUUACACCAGUCAAUGUAGCCCAAAUACCAGGACUUAACACUCUUGGCAUCUCUCUUGCUCGUAUCGACUAUGCACCAUGCGGUAUUAACCCUCCCCACACACACCCUCGUGCCUCUGAAAUCUUGACAGUAGUGGAAGGCAGUCUUGAAGUUGGAUUCAUCACAUCUAACCCUGAAAACCGUCUCAUCCAAAAGGUUUUACAUAAGGGUGAAGUAUUCGUCUUCCCUGUCAAUCUCAUUCACUUCCAGAGAAAUGUAGGGACUGACAAUGCUGUUGCUAUUGUAGCUCUGAGCAGCCAAAAUCCUGGGGUCAUUACCAUUGCCAAUGCAGUGUUUGGUUCUACACCGUCUAUCCCCAGUGACAUUCUUGCAAAGGCUUUCCAGAUGGAUACUAAGGUCGUUAAUCACCUGCAAACAAAGUUCUAAGCGAGAAAAUGAAAAGUUGUGAUAGUCUUUUAUGUAAGUGUGAAUCUGGCAGAUCAAAUUGUAAUUUAAUUUGCAUUGUUUUGAAUUUUUCUUGUUCUGGGUUGAAUAUUUAUUUUUUCUCUCGUUAUUUGUUUUCUUUAUGGAAAUAUUAAAUUGGUUUUUCUUUA